Thermothelomyces thermophilus ATCC 42464 is the source of this 222-nucleotide messenger RNA. RefSeq lists its product as uncharacterized. The coding region runs from base 1 to 222 and encodes 73 amino acids. The record is from RefSeq and is a predicted model, not a curated record. The transcript has a single exon. NCBI's taxonomy places the organism in Eukaryota, Fungi, Ascomycota, Sordariomycetes, Sordariales, Chaetomiaceae.
AUGGGGCAAUUUGACUGGUUCGGCAAAAUCGGGGCGACACCAGAGGCCGUCGCCGUGCUUAACGACCAGCCUCACCUCUUCACCAUCCUGAUCAUCGUCCUCAUCGCCCUCAUCCUCCAGUGUGUACUGCAUUGGUACAUCCACUAUGCCACCAUGAAACCCGAACAGAAAAAGAAAAAGGAAAAGAAGGGGGAGAAGAAGGGUCCCGAGCAAAAACGUUGA